AUGCUCACAAUUCACACUGGCAUGCCAAAACUUUGGGAUCAAGUGCAUCGAAUAUCAGAAGGUGCAACAACAACUACAACGAUAAUAACAAUGUUUUCUACAUUACAGAGCUCUCCCUUAAUCAUAAGUACUAUGACUGCAAGCACACCCACAGCAAUAGCAACAGGAGCAACUUUAGGUACAACGACAACUACAACAACAAUCACAAUAUUUUCUACAUCAAUGACAUUACAGAAUUCUACCUUUAUCACUAGUACUAUGACUACAAGCACACCCGCAGCAAUAGCAACAGGAGCAACUUUAGGUACACCGACAACUACAACUACAACAACAAUGACAAUAUUUUCUACAUUACAGAACUCUACCUUCGCCAGUAGUACUAUGAUUACAAGCACGCCCACAACAAUACUAACAGGUGUAACUUUAGGUAUUUGCAGUAGCCAGGUUCAAGAGUGUCACCUAAACUAGCUUUUCAUACUUUCUUCAAAAGGUACACCGACAACUACAACAACAAUGACAAUAUUUUCUACAUUACAGAAUUCUAUCUUCGCCAGUAGUACUAUGACUACAAGCACACCCACAACAAUAGUAACAGGAGCAACUCUAGGUACAUGCAGUAGCCAGGUUCGAGGGUGCCACCUAAACUAGCUUUUCAUACUUUCUUCAAAAGGUACAACGACAACUACAACAACAAUCACAAUAUUUUCUACAUCAAUGACAUUACAGAAUUCUACCUUUAUCACUAGUACUAUGACUACAAGCACACCCGCAGC
Messenger RNA from Didymodactylos carnosus, 773 nucleotides. The record is from the annotation of a GenBank genome assembly. NCBI's taxonomy places the organism in Eukaryota, Metazoa, Rotifera, Eurotatoria, Philodinida, Philodinidae.